UGUUUGAAAGCCAUGGCGGUGCUUACUGAGGAAGCGGUUCGGGAGAGAGUUCAUCUCCGGCACCAGAACCUCGCUGAUGUCCGGUCAUUGUCUCUCCCUGGAACUUAUCAUGAAAAGAUUGCCCAUCUAGGAAAUGCUCUGAAAAAUUUUACUCGCCUAAAAUCCCUAGACCUCUCUCGCAAUGCAUUGGUUAGCUUGGAGGGGAUUCAAUACCUAACAUUUUUAGAAAAGCUUAAUCUCUACUACAAUCAAAUCACAUCACUUUCAGAAGUAUUCCGACUUCAUAGCUUAACUACACUCAAGGAAGUGGACCUUCGAUUGAACCCUGUUGUUAAAAAUGAAUCAGAUUAUCGUCUUUUUGUUGUGCACAUGCUGCCUAACUUGAGGCAAUUAGAUGACCGGCCAGUGAGAGACAGAGAACGAAAAGCAUCAUUGUUGCAUUUUGCUACAGAUCAUGCAUUUGAGCUAAAAAAUUCUUCACCGGCAGCAAGAGGGAAUGAAAUGGAAAGACCUGGCCCAGCAAGGGUACAGUACAUUAAUUCCAUGUCAAAAAAGUGUUCAGUGCUGGAUGAAGAAGAUGAAGCGGUACUAAACUUAAUUGCAAAGUGUGAAUGGGACUUGAGUAAACCUCCUGGAAUAACAGGAUCUGCUAAGAAGGACCCUGAAGUUGAAUUUCACACUUUACAAAGCAUCCGUGAAAUUGAUAAGGACCUUAUCAAAAAUCAGAAGCCUGAUGUUAGACCCACCAGCCUACAAACAUGGAAGCAACAACAAGCAAAUAUGCCUGUGGUAAAAAAGGAUGUUAGUUCCGAGAACAGAAAGAUGUCAAAAGUUCAGGAUGCUGAUGAAGAGUAUAGAAGUUUACCUUACUGUUUACCAACUCCAGCAGUUGAACAAAAUAUCAUUAAGCAGGGCUUUGAGAAAAGGAAAAAUAGCAAAGUAACGUUUUCAGAAAACAAGACUCAAGAUCCUCCCAAGGGAGACCCUAAUCUGAAAUUUCUGGAUGAGGCUGAAGCUUACAGGAAAAUCAGAGCCUGUGCUAACUUCACGCCCCAUCCAGACUCACAGGAAAUAGAUGAACCAGUAAUUUCCUCUUCAAAGAUGCAUACACAAGCUCAGAAGAUUUAUAAUACACUAUUAGUGUCUGGAUCAUAUUGCAAUGGAACAGUGCAGAAUGGAAGAGACCAACCGAUUCAAAAACAAACUUAUUCUGCAGCUUUGGAGAAGAGUAAUGGACAGUCCAGUGUUAAUACCUCUCUGUCAAAACAGGAAACAAUAGAAGAGAGUGACAGAAUAUUUCCUCCCUCUCAGGAACCUGAACCUCAAGAAAAAAGGCCUCAUAGAAAAACUGUGUGUGUAAGAGAGGUAUCUCCUGAAACACAUGAGAAACCAUCAGCCAAUAAACAUCCAUAUGAAGCAACACCAAUUGAGCGUCUUCUGGACUUAGUGGAUAGAUACUGGAAUGGUUGUAAAUCACUUCACUGCAAUGAGAAAUUUCUCUCUCAGGCAAGGCCUCUUUUGGGAGGAAUACAGAAAUUUGCACCUACAGAUCAACGCAAAGAUUCUUCCACAAUGCAUCAAGAAAUGACUAACCUGCUCUUAGAUAAACAGGCUUUGCAAAAUAAUUUAUCAGAGCAAAAGCAACGGCACAACAUUAAGAUUAGCAGUCUGACAUCAGAACUGAGCAAUGCUCAGAGAGAAAGGAAUAUUCUGAAACAACGUUUAGAUCAGUUGUUGGAGGAGAAUGCUACAUUAAAAGCUCGUCUGUUAAACAUGGAACAAAAUGUCAAAAAUGCAGAUGCUUCUAGUUCAUUACAGUUACAGCUUACAGAACUGAAAAGUCAUAAUCAACAAUUAACAAAUGAAAAUGUCAUCCUAAAAGAGCGUCUACAACAGCAUGAUAAGAUUCAGCAGCUCAUAGAUAUGUUACAGGAAAGUCACAGAACUUUGGUUUCUACUAAUGAACAUCUCCUACAAGAACUGGCAGAGACACAUAUACAACACAAGUCUGAAGUCGAACAGCUACACUGGAGCUACAAUCAGCUAAAAAAAACAAUGGAUAAAUUUCCUCAUAGCAACAUAGACAACAACAGGUGCUAGUGACAAUACAAGGAAGUUUGUUGUAAAAGAUUUAUAAGAGGUGACACCCAUGAGUGCAUUUAAUAGUGUAAAGCAAGCAUUUACAACUGUAUCAUUACAGACUGCGGUAGCUUCUCUUUUAAUUUUUUCCCCGAAUUUAUGUACUGGUUUUAAAAACAUUCUUCAACAGAGGUUUCCCCAGAACAUUUUGUUUUGACUUGGUUCGGUUUACAGAAACAUGGUUGUGCAUAAUGACAGGUUGCAGGUUGAGACCAGUUCUGGUUGAGCCCUUUCAGUCCAGUAACCAGGCUACCAAAAGCAAAGAGUGUGUGCAAAAUUAGCAUUUCUCCUUUGAAAUACGGACUCAAAAUGCCAGUGGCCAAGUUAAUUUAGGAGUAUGUAUCUAAGGGAUUUUAUAAAACUAAUUGUAAUAUAAGUUUGAAGAUAGCAUUAAUAUGUACUUGGGCACAGGGUACAGUUGCACAGAUUGUCAGCUGGGACAUCAAACAUGGUUUAAAGGGAAGAGAAACUUCUGAGCUGCUAAGGAAGCAAAAACUGUUUACAGCAUGCUCUUUCAGUUUUGCUGCUUGGGACGAGCACUUGUAACAAGAGGUGAAAGUUUACAAAGAGUUCAUGUACAGUGGUCCUUAGCCUAUGUAUGAUAGGUCAGUAACUUCGCUAUUUUUUCUAUGUUAAACAGCAUGGUCAAACCUUUUCCCUAUAGCCUUUUUGUGUCAGCCUCAAAAGUCAGUAUUGUCCAUGACUUGCAUUUUAUUUUAUGCUGCAUAAAAGCUGGCUAAGGGAGUUACAGCGGGCAAGGAGAGAAAGACAGCAUGGUGGAAGACAGUCUUCCAUUGUUGUGGCUUCUGUAGCUGUCACUGAUGAAGGCACUGACCAGCUCUCAGCAUCAGUAAUCCAUGUCCCGCUCCCUGACAGCUGCAGGAGAAAAUCUAUCCCCAUGUCAGGAUGCUGUUCUGUCAUGUUGGUACCUAGCCCAAAACAUCUCUUGAUGAUUGCACGGUGAACUUUUAUUGCAACACCCUAAAAUAGAGAAAACCUAAAAAUAAAGUGGUACUUCAUGAGCUCUGCAUGUAACUACAUAGCUAUGCCCAGGAUGGUAUUUCAAGCUCUGGUACAUUUUAGACCACCUCAUUUUCAUGGGCUUCUAACCGAUUGAAAAGUUUGUAGUUGUGUGCGUGUGUGUGCAUGCAAUGGGGUGUUUUCUUUUCUUCUUUGUAUUUUUCAAUCCAAAAUUUUGUAAGAGGAUUUGCUUACCUUCACCUUUCAUGGGUUUGACUGAAGGAGGAAAGAUGUAUCAUGAAAUGAUGUUGGAAAUUCAAAUAAAAACAGACUUCUGUCAGAAUAUAUGUUGGCAAAAAUUAACCCUGGAUGUGGCUAUUAUUGAGUGGAAUUGUCUCCAUUGCAUUGUACUUUAUUUGUAAAAGGAAGAAAAAGGGAGAUCUAAAAAGAAAAAAAAUCAGUAGCUGCUUUAAAAACUGUUUUAUAUCAGUCAAGAUAUUUUUCCAUCAGUAAAUCUAGUGGCAGCUCAACUUGUCAUACCAAGGCUAAACAGUCUUGUCUGAUUUUUGUUUUUUUAUGUAACAGCUAAAUGUUUUCAGCAAUAUAAAUGAAUCAGGCCUAAUGUGUUUUUGCGAAUCUAAUUCAUAGUUUUUCUGAAGUUUUUGUUCUUGUUUUUUCCUAAUAAAAUCAGAUUAUUUGAUCUCACUUACUAGCUGCUGAAUUCUGACAUCAGAAAGUAAAUAUGUCACUUUUCCUGACAGCCAUUUUUCAAGUAAAAAGCAUUACAAUUUCAUAUUUAACUUUAAACAGUGAAGGGUUAUUUUAGUUAGAGCAUUCAAAAAACAAUGUCAGACUUACCCAAGACAUUGUUUUCAAUGUGGACAUAAGCUUUUGACACCUUUGAAGAAUACUUGUUUGUGUACUGUUUGUAUAUUAUAGAGUAACAAGGCAUAAUCAUUUUGAAUAAUGUACAGCUGUCUCCAUGUACAGAUGCUCCAAAUGCAGCCAUAUAGGUCUCUCUGGAAUCUUACAAAUAAACUUUUAAUUUGUUUACUAAAAUAUAUAUUUACUCUUUUCUGCUGAUGGCAGUCCAUUCGCAAGUAAAGAUUCACAAAUCACAUGCAUCAUGUGGGCUGUCACUGAUUCAUGACUGGCAAAAUUAAGUGCUAAUUUGAAUGGGAUAGGUUAGAUUGUACUGGGCGACUUUUUAGACUAAAGCGACAGAAGGAAAACAGGUUGAUGCGAGGAAGACACUUUAUAAUUUGGGAAGAGGUUCUUUCCCCUCUCAACUGAUCCAAGGAGUAUUUCUGCAAGUAAACAUAUCUUUCUAAACCAAAGUCCUGGCACUUGAUUAUCACCAUAUAUCAUCAUAGAUGCUUUAGUUGUUUGCCCCAGCAUUCUGGCUACGCAUCCAUUUGAGUAACUGUCCGUUCUGUCUUCCAGGACUGUUGAUUACAGUAAUCUGCACUUACCCUCCUAAGCUGAGAUGGAGUUUUGCUUUGCACUGCUUUCCCCUACCACAGACCCAUUUCAGUUCUGAUUUAUCAAAAUGCAUGGUGCUGUACAAAUGUUAAGACCCCGUAUACAGAAAAUGAAAGCAGAUCAUCACCUUUGCUUCACACAAAUGUAUACCUUCCGGGAUAUGUAUACCUCGAAGUCAAAGUAAAGGAAUUCCCUUUUACAAUGGAGACAGGAUGGAGAAAAGGGUUCUAAGAGAAAAAUGUAUGCACAUUGGUAAGAAAUGACCAAAAUCCCAAUUUUCAAGUUCUCAAUGAUCUUUACUCUUAAAAAGAGAAAAGGGCUUGUUUUAUUAAACUUGGCUUUCUCAUUGGGGCAGAGGAUGAUAAAUACAUAAGACUGUGGGAAACAAAGGUCACUUUUCUUCUCAUAGUGAAAAGCAGGCAAUGCAGAAGCUUAAAAUGGGAGCAAAAAGGAUAAGCUAGGAGAAAAAAAUUAGGAAGUGCCAGAGCCUAGAAAAUACUCUCAGCCAAGAGGCAGUGUCUUCACUGCAGAUUUAGUUCCAGUUAUUUGGAUGUAAUCCUUAAUCCCUCCCUGUCUCCACAUACUGCCUGCUUACCUGGAUGGUUGCAACCAUGGCCCAACUGAAGUAAUGGUUUCAUGGCCCAGUUCCACUUUCAUGAAGAAUAGUCACCUACCUAUUUUGCCAGAAACAUGGAGGAUAUAUCAACUGAAUACUGUUAGUUCUACAGGACCUUCCAUGUGCCCAAAAGGACAGAUAUGUUUGUCCAUAAUUCACAGAAAAAGAGUUCUAGAGUUCAUUGCAGCACAUAUAGCUAUAGCCUAUUCCAGAAAAGCAACACUAGUUCACAUAGGAGAGAGAAGCACCACUGGAGACAGACAUGUGUGUGAUACUUUACAGUGUGGUAGUUAACACCCAGAACUGGACCAGAGCACCUGUCAUUAGGAUGAAAUGCAUUAAAGAUAUAUCCUGAAAGCAUGAAAAGAAAUAGAACAAUCAGGAUUAGUGUGAUAGCAUAAUCGUUAUUUCCGUCCAUCUAUUUCACUAUAUAAAUUCACUGCGUGAGUAGGGGUAAAGGAAGAAGAAGAAGUCAAUAGACAAAAAAAAAGGCUGUUGUGAUAUAGAGGCAGAUGGGACUAGUGAUUUUGGUAUAACCAACCAAAACAUUCAGGUCACUUUAAUGCUAAGAACCACUAAAUCUUUUGUGCCAGUAUACUUUUGGCAGUCUUUUGAUGGCAAAUCAGUUUGUGUUUGCAACUGUUGCAAAAGCUUUUAACUCAGCUAUAUUAUCCUAAGAUUCAAACUGUGUUUUAUUUUCAGAACAUGGAAAAUUAAAUUUAUGCACAUGUUCUAAGCAUCCAAUUUGGUUUUUAAACAAAUACUACCACAAGGGUAAAGUAUAAGUGCAUGGCAUGCACCUGCACUGAAUGUUGUUAUGUGCAUUCCAGACCUAGGUAAUUUAUAAUGAUUCCUUACAAACACCUUCACAGUGUAAACCUUGUAUGUUUUACAUAUGCUAAACUGGCUAUAAAUAAAGGAACAGAUGAGAUCUAAUAGGAGCUAGCAAAGGAGCUAAAUCAGCUUUCAGACAAUACACAUGGUAUUCUUUUAUUAUCAGAGCAUACAAUACUUUAAUGCCAAAUUGCCCUUUGCCUCUGUAAAUAUUGUUUCAAAUAUUGCUUUGUUUUUUGCUAUAUAAAAAUUCACUAUUGUCAAUGGAUAUGUAGUGCUGAAACUUUGACAUAUCUCUUAAUGAUCCCGUUUGCAAUUCUUUGUUGAUUCCAAAGUGGAUUGCCUUGGAUGCCACCAUUACCUAAGUCAGUGGUUCUCAAACUUUUUUGGACCAGGACCCAUUUAUAAACAUUGGCCAGUCCCAACCCAGUGCCUCUCACUUCUGACUC
Alligator sinensis (Chinese alligator) is the source of this 6480-nucleotide messenger RNA. It is a transcript of the gene CEP72, whose product is annotated as centrosomal protein 72. The transcript has 14 exons. The coding region runs from base 13 to 2100 and encodes 695 amino acids. Lineage: Eukaryota; Metazoa; Chordata; Crocodylia; Alligatoridae. Gene Ontology annotation, molecular function: protein binding. The record is from RefSeq and is a predicted model, not a curated record.